Kickxella alabastrina is the source of this 198-nucleotide messenger RNA. Its product is annotated as LYAR-type C2HC zinc finger-domain-containing protein. The annotation marks the transcript as partial. Gene Ontology annotation, cellular component: nucleolus. Gene Ontology annotation, molecular function: DNA binding. Lineage: Eukaryota; Fungi; Kickxellomycota; Kickxellomycetes; Kickxellales; Kickxellaceae. Gene Ontology annotation, biological process: rRNA processing; negative regulation of transcription by RNA polymerase II. The record is from RefSeq and is a predicted model, not a curated record. The transcript has a single exon.
AUGGUCUCGUUCGUUUGCAACUAUUGCCAGGAAACUCUGAAGAAGCCCAAGCUCGACAUGCAUGCCCAGCGCUGUCGCAACGCCUCAUUCUCCUGCAUUGACUGUAGCGUCGAUUUUAUGGGUACGACCUACCGCCAGCACACCUCCUGCAUAAGCGAGGCCGAAAAGUACGAGGGGAAACUGUUCAAGGGCAACAAA